Molecule: messenger RNA, 1274 nt
Organism: Amphimedon queenslandica
Lineage: Eukaryota; Metazoa; Porifera; Demospongiae; Haplosclerida; Niphatidae
Product: dual specificity mitogen-activated protein kinase kinase 6-like
Exons: 12
Coding region: 97-1167 (356 amino acids)
Biological process (GO): MAPK cascade; protein phosphorylation
Molecular function (GO): MAP kinase kinase activity; ATP binding
Source: RefSeq, a predicted model, not a curated record
CUUUCAGUUUUGUACACUUUUGUGACUAAUCCACGUGAUAACACGUGUGUGCCUUUAUUAACUAACCACGCCCCGGAAUUGGCAACGUAAACAGAAAUGCCAGCAAAGGAUCGUUUUAAGCACCUUAAAGCUAAUGUUCCUUCUUUAGUGUUACCUGCCAAGAAGACCAGCCCCCUUCCCCCAAUAGUUGAUUUACCUGAUGCCACUACGAUUCAAAUAGAUGAUAAAUCGGUGAAGCUCUCAAAGACUGAGCUUUAUGAUGUCAGUGAGAUCGGACGUGGCCAAUUCGGUCAAGUGAAUAAGAUGACACAUAUGGUGACUGGGAAAGUAAUGGCAGUAAAGAGGAUCCGUGUCACACCUGAUCAGGCAAAAAGCAAAAGUUUACUGAUGGAGUGGAAAGUACCAAAGAACAGCGUAGAAUGUCCUUAUACCAUCCUCUUUUAUGGAGCUUUCUUUUGUGAGAAUGAUGUCUGGAUAUGCAUGGAACUAAUGGACAGAUCUUUGGAAGAGCUUUAUCAUUUAGUUUACGACAAGUUAAAGGAGAGCAUACCAGAGCUAGUAAUUGGGAAAAUGGCACUUUCUACUCUUAAAGCUCUGACUUAUCUCCAUGACAAACUUAAUGUCAUGCACAGAGACGUCAAACCUUCCAAUAUUUUAAUCAAUCAAAAUGGUGAGAUCAAACUUUGUGAUUUCGGUAUUGCCGGAGAACUCGUAGACUCUCUAGCUAAAACAGACAUUGGAUGUCGACCUUAUUUGGCACCUGAGCGCAUAGAUGAACCACAACACGAGUAUGAUCACAGAUCUGAUGUGUGGAGUCUCGGUAUUACAAUGUAUGAAAUAGCAAUGGGGGAGUUCCCAUAUCCUGUUGAUACAUUAAGAAGUAUUUUUGGAUUAAUUGAAAUGAUUGUAAAGGGUUCGCCGCCAAGACUUACCAGCGAUCGAUUCUCCGGAGAACAUAAGGACUUUGUGGCACAAUGUUUGACAAAGAGUAGAGAUUCCAGGCCUCGUUAUAAAGACCUUAAUGCCCAUUCAUUUAUUCAAACAAUAGAGAACACUGGAGUUGAUAUGCAUUGUUGGUAUACCACGAUACUCACUAAAUACAAUGAUGAUCUACCACCAGAUAAGACAGAACCUAGCGCUACGAAUGUACCAGAAUUAGUAUCAUGAUUAUUUUCUCACCUUUUUUGUGUCAAUUUUGUGUCAUUUUUAUUUGUUUGUACACAUAGUGACUUAUGACAAAUUUUAUGUGAUUUUUGAUAAUUAAAAAUUAUGAA